GAAUUAACUCAACCAACGAUGCGUGUAUUCAUCUUAGCUCUUUUUGUCGCCGCAGCAAGUGCUGCAUCAUUGGCUCCCGUCUUCAGGGCUAAUGACGCCGUUCAAAACAGUUACCUGGUAAAGAUCAAGGAAGGACAUAAUGUCGACCUGUUUGCCAAACAACUACCAGCGCUUAAAAUCUCAAUUACUAAACGUUAUAAGUCCUUCCACGGUAUCGCAAUAAAUGCCCAAGCUAAAGCUAUCAGUAUGCUUCAACGCAUGCCCGAGGUAGAAUACAUUGAACAAGACGGUAUAUAUAAAUCAUCGGUUGAGUGGGGUUGCGACCGUAUUGAUCAGAGAGAUCUACCCUUAGAUGACGCAAUGACACUGUAUGGUGAUGGCAGCGGAGCACAUAUUUACAUCAUAGACAGCGGUCUGCGUCAUACACAUCAAGAAUACGAAGGGCGUGCCUCUUACUUUUACGACUACGAACCUAGUAACCAGGGUGAAGAUUGUAAUGGUCACGGUACUCAUUGUGGGGGUACCGCUGCAGGAGUGUCUGUUGGAAUUGCAACAUCCGCCAGUCUUUACAGCGUUCGUGUUUUGAGUUGUAUUGGCAUUGGUUUGACCACAAAUAUUGUGGCAGGAUGUGAUGCCGUUACAAAUGGAGGGUUUCAGCCGGGUGUUGCUUCAAUGUCACUUGGUGGAGGCGCAAGUCCUGCUAUGGAUGAAGCUGUAGAGAGAAUGAUGGAUGCUGGAUACACUGUAUCAAUAGCUGCCGGUAAUUCAAAUUCAGAUGCUUGUGAGCUUUCCCCAGCUAGAGUACCAGAUGCGUUAACAGUUGGUGCCACCGAGAGCUCUGAUAAACGUGCAUCAUAUUCUUGCUAUGGCACUUGCCUCGAUGUCUUUGCUCCUGGCAGCCUUGUAAGAAGCUCCUAUCAUACAAGCGAUGACGCCUACGCAACAUUGAGUGGAACAUCAAUGGCCUGCCCACACGUUACCGGUGUUGUUGCUGUACAUUUAGGUGCCAGUACUUGCAGCGAUAAUGCUAGUUGCGUGGAUAAAAUAGUCUCUGAUGCUACAAAGGAUGUUGUUGGCGACCCAGGAGUAGGAUCUCCAAAUCUUCUACUGUAUUGUGAUUAGAGCAAGAACAUUUAUUUUUUUGAAUUUAUUA
This is a messenger RNA of Saccoglossus kowalevskii, 1153 nucleotides long. Its product is annotated as cuticle-degrading serine protease-like. The record is from RefSeq and is a predicted model, not a curated record. NCBI's taxonomy places the organism in Eukaryota, Metazoa, Hemichordata, Enteropneusta, Harrimaniidae.